CUCUACUAGACCAGUCAUCUGCCAGGGCUGGUAGGAUGCGGAGCCGCCGUUGUGUGCUCAUCAGGUCUGUUUAUGACCCAGUGUCCCAAUUUGACGCCGAUAUAUUUAUAUCCGCAUAGCACGGAGUGCCCUCUGCCCCAACAACCACCCAUUUGACGCUGUACAUCCCGAUCUCUCAAACCAUCGGAAAUGGAUCAACUCUCCAAGGAACAAAUCGACUCAUACAGAGAAGCAUUCUCUCUAUUUGACAAAGAUGGCGAUGGCACGAUCACCGCCAAGGAAUUAGGCAUCGUCAUGCGUUCGCUGGGCCAGAACCCCACCGAGGCUGAGCUACAGGAUAUGGUCAAUGAAGUAGACAAGGACGGAAAUGGAACGAUCGAUUUCGAAGAGUUUUUGGAUAUGAUGUCGCGCAAUGCUGUGGACGAGAAUGCAGAGGAGGAAAUGCGCCAGGCGUUCCUGGUCUUUGACAAGGACGGAAGUGGGCAGAUCAGUAAAUCUGAGUUGAAACAGGUCAUGCGCAGUCUCGGGGAAUACUUGACUGAUCAAGAGGUCGAAGAAAUGAUCAGGGAGGCAGACGGUGAUGGUGAUGGCGAAAUUGACUUCCAGGAGUUCCAGAGGAUGAUGCUCGGAAAGUAAAGCGGCUGGAUGAUCACUGCCUUGAUUUUUGUUCCCUUACGGCUCCCAAUCUUCACUUCUAUCUGAUUCCCCUGCCCCAAAUCCUUAUUAUACCUCCUUUUCCUUGAUUUCUGAGGAUAUGACAUCAUCAUUCACAUUUGCUUCCGAUCCGAUUUGAGUCAAGUG
Messenger RNA from Laccaria bicolor S238N-H82, 801 nucleotides. RefSeq lists its product as uncharacterized. The coding region runs from base 190 to 636 and encodes 148 amino acids. Gene Ontology annotation, molecular function: calcium ion binding; enzyme regulator activity. The record is from RefSeq and is a predicted model, not a curated record. Lineage: Eukaryota; Fungi; Basidiomycota; Agaricomycetes; Agaricales; Hydnangiaceae. The transcript is spliced from 8 exons.